This is a messenger RNA of Hemiscyllium ocellatum (epaulette shark), 1650 nucleotides long. RefSeq names its product organic cation/carnitine transporter 2-like. The record is from RefSeq and is a predicted model, not a curated record. NCBI's taxonomy places the organism in Eukaryota, Metazoa, Chordata, Chondrichthyes, Orectolobiformes, Hemiscylliidae. Gene Ontology annotation, biological process: transmembrane transport. Bases 1 to 1650 code for a protein of 549 amino acids. Gene Ontology annotation, cellular component: membrane. The transcript has 10 exons. Gene Ontology annotation, molecular function: transmembrane transporter activity.
AUGCGGGAUUACGACGAAAUCACCGCUUUUCUCGGAGAGUGGGGACCUUACCAGAAAAUUAUCUUCUUCCUUUUGAGCCUCAGUGUCUUUCCCAAUGCUUUCUUUGGGAUAAACAUGGUUUUUGUCGGGGAUACUCCUGAACACCGCUGUUUAAUUCCCGGGAACCUCAACCUCAGUGAAGCGUGGAUGAACCGCACGAUCCCUCUGGAACAAGACAAGGACAAACUCCAGUACAGCAAAUGUAGACGGUACCGGUUGGAUGUGAUCAAGAACCUCUCGGAGAUAUUCCCUGACCCGGAUUCCGUCAAUAUUUCUGAGGUGGGACAAGAGCCCUGUUUGGAUGGAUGGGUGUACAGUAAGGAGCAGUACAUCUCCACCAUCGUCAGCGAGUGGGACUUAGUAUGUGACAAUGGCUGGAAAGGGCCAUUUUCUACGUCAGUGUACUUUAUAGGAGUGCUGGUUGGUUCCUUUAUUACAGGACAGUUAGCUGACAGAUUUGGAAGGAAGAAAGUUAUGUUUUUAACCUUGGCUUUACGGACUGUAUUUGGCAUAAUUCAAACGUUUUCUCCAAACUGGGAAAUAUUCUGCACUUUCAAUUUUCUUGUGGGUCUCGGGUCAAUUUCAAACUAUAUGGUAGCUAUUGUUCUAGGAUCCGAACUUGUUGGGAAAUCUGUUCGUAUCAUAUAUGCUACAAUAGGGAUUGGCAUUUUCUAUGCAACCGGUUAUAUGUUCCUGCCUUUUGUUGCAUAUUUCAUACGAAGCUGGGAGAUAUUGAUUUUGACGUUGUGUCUCGUUGGCUUUCUGUAUAUUCCUUUGUGGUGGUUUAUUCCUGAAUCUCCACGCUGGCUUCUGAUAAAGGGAAGGGUACAGGAGGCUGAAGAAAUAAUAAGACAAGCUGCAAAGAGAAAUGAUGUCACCACACCAGUAAUGCUCUUCAGUGAUCUUGAGCUCCAAGAUAUGAAAGCUAAAAGUAAUCAAUCCCAAGCAAUUAUGCACUUGUUUACAACCUCUAAUAUACGGACUACCACGAUCCUGAACAUUAUAAUAUGGAUGGUUCUGGCAACUGGAUACUUUGGUCUGUCUUUGAAUGUGCCCAAUCUCCAUGGCGAUGACUAUCUGAACUGUUUCUUGAUGGGUGUCAUUGAAGUUCCAGCCGCUAUAGCUGCUUACAUUUUUCUCCAGAGGUUUCCCCGAAGGUUCAGCCUUUCAGGCAUUCUUUUUCUUGGUGGAGUUGUCCUUUUGCUCAUCCAGAUCAUACCUUCAAAUCUUUCAGUUCUAGCCACGGUACUGAUGGUGAUUGGAAAAUUUACUGCUACAUGCGGCUUCCUAAUUGUUUAUGUCUAUGGUACUGAGCUGUACCCAACUGCUGUAAGAAGCAUGGGUGUAGGACUGUCCUCAACAGCUUCCAGAGCAGCCACCAUCAUCUCACCAUACGUUUUCCACCUUGGUCUGUAUCACGAGUUUCUGCCUUUCAUUGUACUGGGAUGUUUGAUGGUGCUUUCAGCAAUUCUGGCCUUGAUUCUGCCUGAGACAUUCAAAAUUCCACUCAAAGACACGAUUGAUCAAAUGGAGAAAAUAAAGAGUACCAAAGUGGGCAACAACCUCCUGCUGGUCACGCCCAUUCAUGCCAACAAGAUGGCGGCAGAAUAG